AUGCGACGAUCAGCGUCACCUUCGAAAUCGCAGGGUGUGCGGCUGCCGCCCCGCUCGCGGGGUGACAAGUCUACAGCAGUCCUCAAGGCUGCUUUCCGCCCGCUUAGCGGUCUGCCUCAACGACCAUCGCAGCCGAAUCCAUCUUCCACAUCCUCCCCGAUCAAGCCGGUGUUGGCACCACUUGCGCCUCGCAGCAUUGAGGAGCUCCAAACCGAGAUCACCGAAGCCGAACUUGUUCUUUCUGCGAGAUUGGAGACGCACAAUGCGGCAAGAGCAGCCAAGGGUUUGCCACCACAUGAGGCCGAGCAGAUAGUCGAGCAGUACAUCAAGCUGCUCACCCAAUACAACCACGUCAAAGACGCCACCCAGCUCGUGUUUGACAAGAUCGCCGAGCUCCAACAGCUGCCUUCGGGCGACAUCCAUGCACGCUACGGCGCCUGCGACGAGCUCACAACCUCCAACCCCGCAUAG
Moesziomyces antarcticus is the source of this 471-nucleotide messenger RNA. RefSeq lists its product as uncharacterized. Bases 1 to 471 code for a protein of 156 amino acids. The transcript is spliced from 3 exons. Gene Ontology annotation, cellular component: Swi5-Swi2 complex; Swi5-Sfr1 complex. The record is from RefSeq and is a predicted model, not a curated record. NCBI's taxonomy places the organism in Eukaryota, Fungi, Basidiomycota, Ustilaginomycetes, Ustilaginales, Ustilaginaceae. Gene Ontology annotation, biological process: meiotic joint molecule formation; double-strand break repair via homologous recombination; meiotic DNA recombinase assembly involved in reciprocal meiotic recombination.